GCGAGGCAGACCGCGCGCUCUCAGCUUUAGUCUGGCCUCGCCCGUUGCUCUCGUCAGGCACGCGGCACUACUGCACCGUCGGCGCCCUCUGCGAGUGUCGGCAUCAGUAGUACUUCAGGAGAGGGACGCAGGUAAUGUCUCAGUAACUCCUCACAAUAUCCUGGCGCAUGCUCGGCCUUGAGGUCAUGCUAUGUAGGAAGAGCAGAACUCGAAAGUGAGUGUCGGGGAGCGGUCGCUCUCAUGGUGAAGUUACGGACGCGACGUGCCGUGCGGGAGCAGUAAGACGGUGUGGUGUGUGUGGUUGGCGUGGCGGGCAGGUGGGCACGCACGGCACUCUGUGGUAUGGUGUAGCCGUUGGGCACGCAGUGAUGCACGUGCGCCACCAUUCUCAUUCUGCUGCUGCCGCCGCCGCUGCCGCUACAGGCGUUACCAGAGUUGUGUGGGUGUGCGGGCGUCACGCUGGAGGGACAGGAAGGCCCAGCGGAGGCCGAGGUCAUGUACCAGGGGCCGCGCCUGCCGGACAUCGCCGAGGCUGAGGAAGAGCCGGCCGAGGACUCCCUGUCAUCGGCUUCCACGGCGUCCUUCUGGAGCCACGAGCGCGAGCUCUACGACCCCUGGUGGCGCUCCACGCCACCCACCGCCGCGGCCAUCCGCGCCUCCUCCUCUACGCCGCCGCUCUAUCGCGGCCUCAUACGCACAGCACCGCCCACCUCGCCGGUCCGCACACGCCCACGUCGCUCAACCAAACCUUCCACUCGUGGGCGUAGCACGACGCCCCCAGCGCACUCCUACACGCCACCCCGGAGACGGACUUCCAGAUAUGGUGGAGGUGGUGAUGGUCGAGACAGCAGUGGCGGGGCGGGGGGCAGUGCUCCCUCCGCCAACGGCCACUCCGGCCAGCAACAGCAACAGCAGCAGGACCAACAGCAAAACUCAGCCGCCGCCAGCAAGAAGAGCCCGGCCAAGAAGGGCUCCGCCUUCUCGCUGGUGGCCAGCGACAUCGAUAUCGGGGAGGGCGAGCCAGCACCUGCCCAGCGCGAACGAUUCCUAACGGCCAUCGAUGCCCCACACGGCCUGCCGCCCGUGCCUCCAACUCGUGGGCGCUCCAGUGCGCCCGCAGACCAAGAUGCUUAUUGGUUUGCUCAAGGAGAUAACCCGCCACCAAGUAAACAACAAAGAGCUUCCUUAGCUGGCCCUAAUGACCUGAUUUUUGGAGAAGAUGACAAGUCCUCUGGCCUGUCUUAUAAAGACAGAGAGGAACGUGUGCGGCAGUUGAGGGAGAAGCAACAGCUGGAGAAGCAGCAGAAACUUGAAGAACUUAAGGAACAGGCGGCAGCAGCACAGAAAUUCCGGGAGCAGCAGGAAAAUGAACGCAGGCGCCGCUUGGAGGACAUGAGGCUCCGAGAUGCAGACAGACGUUCACAGGUGGAGGAGCGCAAGCGAAUAAUUCAGCAGGCAGAGCAAGAUCGCCGGGAAGCUGUCUUAAGGAAGACUGCGGAACGUGAACAGCGCCUGGAAUCAAAAAGACGGAAUGAAAAAAGCAACAUAGUAUUUGCCUUUGGUAGUUCCACACCUCGUAUGUUGGAUCCCAAAGAUGGUGUCAGUACAUUCUGGGGAUCUCGUAGGGCUACCUCCACGACAAAUGUCCACUUAGCAGAUACCAAUAUCAGUAGGCGAGCAUCGGAGGGUGGAGACAUGGACCUAAGCCGUAAGCGCGCCACUUCAGCCCACAGCCUUGACAGGAAGCCAGAAGACAAAACCCCAACAAACUCAUCCCAAUCACGUUUCUGUGUGUGGGAGUUUGGGGAUAACUUCACUGCGCUGGGUCCCGCAAAUCAAACUAGCGGUGGUAGCGGCAACCUGGCCUCUCCCUCACCGGCCACGACACCCACAUCUUCCACGUGCUAUUCUCGUAGAACUGCUUCUGUAUUUACUGGGGCUGGGUGCACUUUUGGUGGUGAAGAUCUUAUGACAAGAUCAAUGACUGCAGCAAUCCCUGCAUCAGCGGCAAGACGACGCACCGAUCUGAUGCCAGCAAUGCCGAGUUUGCGAGACUCAUCUGGCAGCACUCGAAGUAGUCCUCGCCAUCGAUCGCCAGGCAUGCGCAGUGGAACGGUCACCCCGAACUCUCCCUCACGUCCCACCUCUGCAUUGAGUCAGGGAUCAAACAACAGCAGCCAGGUGUCCCUCAGAUCCCGCACCUCUCCCCGCAAGCCUCGCCCUCUCAGCAUUGCUGGAUCUUCACUCUCUUCAGCUGAUAAACCCAGAGAUGCCGUUCCACCCUCCAGGGAAAGCAGGCCCAUGGAGAGGAAAUUGUCUGUUGGCUCAACUUCAUCUACAAAACCAGCAAGGGCCAAGAGUGCAGGCUCUGACAGAAGUGCUCCAGCCACUCCAGCACGCACACCAGUAAAAGCUACAACACCCAAGAAGACUCCGUCACAGGUUAAGGCUGAGAAUGCAGCUAAAAAAGCUGUAGAGAAGAGUAAGUCAACACCAAAGACCAAGACUACUCCAAAGACAACCCCUCUGCAUUCUCCGGCAGUUGAAAGCAAACCUCUUCCUGGAUCAAAAGAAAAGAGGGUCUCUCCACAAAAGGAAGACAAACCUGCCGAGCUGAAUAACAAAGAAACUAAACAGCAGCUGACAGAAGCUGAUGCCACAACAGAAGCAAAGCCUGAUACUGCAGAUGCCAGUCACGAGGCCCCAGUUCAGGCCCCUGUUCAGGCCCCAGUUCAGGCCCCAGUUCAGGCCCCUGUUCAGGCCCCUGUUGAGGAGAAACAGCCUGAAAAGGUUGUUGAACCCACCGUUGAACCCACUGCUGAACCCAUUGCUGAACCCAUAGUAAAUGACACUGAUGCUAAAUUGCAGCCCACUGAGGAGCUCACACCUGCUAAGCCACAAGAAUCAGUUGCUAAAGAGCCUGAAAACAAUGAAACUCCAAAAGCAAAGGAAAAGGAAGGUUCUCAGGAGAACUUGGAGAAGGGUGAGGAAUCAGAGAAGACCAUGAUUAAGAAGGCAGCAGAUAAGCCUGUCACCGGGUAUGCAACAGAGGAGGAUUACAAGGCAGCCCUUGCAGAAAAGCGGCGUCAGGCAAGAGAGGCCAAGGAACGAGAGCUUGAAAUGGAACGUCAGAGACAGUUGGCAGAGGAAGAGCGUGAAAGAAGAGAGGAGGAGGAGUACCUCAAGAUGCUUGAAGAACAGAAGAAGGCUGAAGAGGAGCGCUUGAGAAAGGCAAUUGAGGAAGCUGAUCGCCAGCGAGAAGAAGAAGCAAAGAAAAAGGAAGAAGAGGAGAAGCAGAAGGAAGAGAAUGAGCGCAUAGAACAACAGAAACGUCUUGAGGCAGAGGAAAAACUUCGCCGUGAGGAAGAAGAGCGUCAGGCCCGCAAGAGCCGUGUUGCAGCCAUCAUGGCAAGGACUCGCGGCAAGGGAGGAUCAAACACUCCUACCAAGGCUGAAGCCAAGACUCCAUCUGAUGAAUCCAAGGCCUUCAAUGAGAGUGACAUGAGCAGCAGCAUGACAGACUCCAUGAUCAAUGCUCUAGAAAGCGCCAGCCAGGCUCAAAGUGAUGCAUCAUCACAGCCUGCUCAGCCCUCAAGUGAUGCCUCAUCCAGACCAUCACAGCCUGAUGCAGUCUCUGAGAAUGCUGUAGUAGCUGGUGUUGAAACUGAUUCUAAGACACCCGCUGUCAAGUCAGCAACACCUCCCCGCGAUGUGACUUCAGCUUCCAUGGGUGUUGAAUUGACGCAUUCUAAUAUUGAGGUUACCCGAGCCACAGAGAACUCAAUGGUCGAUGACCUGAUUAGUGGUAUUGCCUCAGUUAAAGUUGAAGAGCCACAUGUGAAUGGAGAUUCCCCAGUGCCCAUGGACACGACUCCCACACAGUCUGUAGACUUGUUGGGAACCAUUAGUGAUGUACAUAGUGUAAAUCAUAACGGAGUAGAUAAUACGCCUGCACAGACCAGUCAAGGGACGGACAACCUCCUAGGUUCCUUAGAUCCUAUCAACUCAUCAAACAAUACCACAGCUGUCACUCCAGCAGCAGCAAACUUUGAACAGAUUAUUGACUUGGGUCAGACCAAGCUUAGUAAUGAGGAUGCAGUUAACAGCAACCCUCCUUCACCAUUUAUAGCAUUUGAGCAGAAUUUGAACAAGAAGCAGAGUCAGGAUAAUACAAGCACAGUUCCAGAUCUGUUGCUGUAAAAUCUGCAGUUUUGUUCAUAUUCUUGUAUGCUGCCUGAGUGUGAUUAUGAGAAACUCCAAAUGUGAUAGUAGCACUGGACCUUUGAAACUCAGCCUUAUGUGGUUGAGAAAUUGGAAGGCCUCCCUCCAUCACCCAACUCACAAAAGGGGUUAAGGGUUCAGUUCCCAAUGCCUCAGCCUCUCGUAGUGUGGCUUUUGUGCGAGUGUGAUACAGAGGAUCUGUUUAACGUUUCAUUAUCACUUGGCCUUUCCCCAGUCAAAAAGGAAAAUUAGUUGCCUUAAUUGGUUUUUAUAGUGCCAGCAUUUGUGACUUGCUGAAUUAUAAUGUAAUACAGUGUGUACAUGCAAGUACAAAUGCUGAUAAAAUGCUGGUUAUAAUCCUCAUGUAAUGUAUCAAUAGUCUUCUCAGAGAUCUGUCUUUCCAAAGGUUAGUAUCCUGUAGUAUGAGCCAAAAGAUUGCUUUACAGAUUUAACAGGCAAGAAGAAUAUUAUGACUGUGUUAUAGCAGUGUGUUCUGCUCUCCAAAAUAGAUAUUAUCCAUAUUCUUAAUAAUUCUAUGACAGUAGAUUGAAUGCAAAAUGUGCUAGUUAUACUUGUGCUAAAAUAUAUACAGAAUAAUUGACAGUUGUGUAAUAUUAACAGUGAAAGAAAUAUGUAUAAUAUAUAUAAAUAUAUAUCACCUCCAUGUUUUAAUGUUAUAAAGUUGUCCUUACAUGGAUUAAAUUGAGCAAGACCAGUGUUUUAUAAAGAAAAAGAAUCUGUCAUAUACUGAAUGGGUGCUAGUUGGUGUAGCAGGCUUGCCAUGAAUAAUAAUGAAAGAAAAUUAUAUAAGUACAGGUCCCUACAAUCUGAAAUGAAUAUAAAAGGCUGCGGUGCAUGAUAAUUGACCAACUUCAAUCAGUAGUCAUAUUGAGAGUGACCUGUUAUUUUAGGCUCAGAUGAUAUUUUGGGUGACCUUGGGGGAAAACAUUGUUUAUCUGUAAGGGUUAUGAACCAGUCCAUACAUAAUAUACAUGUAUUGAAUUUGGUCUUUUUUAAGUUUUAUGAGUACAGUAUCUUUUGAUUGUGGUAAAGAUAACUUUUUGGGCUUGGUGAUAACUGACAGGUUAUGCUAAAUGACCAUUCACUAAUAAAACCAUGUUCUCCACUACAUAGGCAAUCCCCGCUUGGGAAUUCAGCUUCAUGGCUGCUACUCACAAGUUAUAGUGAAAUUGUAUUUUAGACUUGUUGAUAACCACUAAUAGUACUAUAUUCACCAGCUCUACUCCAUUCUACAUUUCUAUCUAUAACAAUGUGUUUCUCCAUCAUUUGCUUUGACAGAUACCAUGUAUAAAGUCAUUAUCUUGUAUUUUUAGGUAUUAGGAAUUGCUGUAUGAAGUCAUGUUUUCCCAUCUGAGUAAUUUUAUUUAUGUAGAUUAAGGUUUUUAUAUUUGAGUUGCAUUUACCCACGGUGCACCAAACUUUAAACAAAAAAUUAUAAAAACUAUAAAAGUUGGCCCACUUGCCUUUGUUAUAGUCUCAUUUAUAUUUUAUUAAAUGCUCAAAGAUAUCUUUCCCAUUUGCUUUUAUGUCUUAUUCAGUUUCAUGUCUAAUGGAUGUAAUUCACAGAUACAAGAUGGUUACAGUUUCAAAAAGAAAAUGAAAUCUAUAUUAGUGGCUUCCUGCCACAUCUAACCAUGUUUCUUAUGCCAUUAUAAAUAACCCAAUCCUGUACACUAAAAUUCCUUGUAUUUGUAAAAGUGCUAUAUGUGGUAUAAAAAUCUACCAGUUAAUAAA
Molecule: messenger RNA, 5976 nt
Organism: Penaeus indicus
Lineage: Eukaryota; Metazoa; Arthropoda; Malacostraca; Decapoda; Penaeidae
Product: ensconsin-like
Exons: 18
Coding region: 496-4200 (1234 amino acids)
Biological process (GO): microtubule cytoskeleton organization
Cellular component (GO): microtubule cytoskeleton
Source: RefSeq, a predicted model, not a curated record